AAUAUAUAUAGUGAUAAUAAGUAAAUGUAUAUUUUCUCUUAGCUGUAAAACAUUAUUAUAUAUAAAGUAAAAUAUGUUGAAAUGUGAGACCCUAUAUAUAUACUAUCUCUAACACUUAGAAAAAUUGUUUUGGUCAAACAGAAUUAUGAUGUAUUGUAAUCAUAUUAUUCCAUAGUUAGCUUAAGUUUUCUGAACCCAUAAAUUCAAAGAGAUAUUUAAAAAAUUAUUAGAUUGGCUGAAAUAAAAAAAAAAACAAAAUCCUUGCAUGGGAACGUACAAUACUACAAUUCAUGUUCUAAGAAAGGGAAUUUAAACACCAAUAGACCAUAUGUGUCCUAAUAAAAGUUGAUGAAUUACUUCGACGAGAAAUACUCGCAGUUGAGUCUGUUACCUUCAAACAAAUGGCAAGAAAAGAAAGGAAAAAAAACAGAAGAAGAAUCAUGUUUCUUUGUUUUUAUUCAUAUAGAUCCGAAGAAUUCUCAGUCUAAUCUCAUUACCAUCUCCAAUGGAAAAAGAAGAAAAGAAAACAAGACCAACCAUGCCAUACUUUAACUAACUGCCAGGAAACAAGAACAAUCUUACAGCGACCAAACAUGUCAAGACUGUCACAGCCAGGCUUUAGAAAGACUCUGAUAUGGUUAUUUUUCAUUAUUGCAACGCUUUCCCUCAUCUACUCUUCUCACCUUCUCAUAAUUAAGGAUCGCCAAUGUAUUAUUACACAUGAAGAAAACCUUGACUUCCUCAACAAUAAGACCACAUCAAUCCACCUCGAUGAUAAAAAACAAGAACGAGAAGAAGAGCGAGAUUCUUUACAGCCCAUUCUACUGCCCCAAAGAUCGCAGUCUUACAAUACAGAGCUGAAGCACAUUGUUUUUGGGAUCGCAGCUUCUGCGAAUCUAUGGGAAAAAAGAAAAGAGUAUGUGAAGAUAUGGUGGAGGCCCAGAGAGACUAGAGGAAUAGUUUGGAUGGACAGAAGGGUAAGGAGUAGAAGAAAUGACGGUUUGCCUGAGAUAAGAGUUUCUGCAGAUACCUCAAGGUUCAAGUACUCUAACAGGCAAGGACAUAGAUCUGCCAUAAGGAUUUCAAGGGUUGUUUCUGAGACAUUGAGGCUUGGUUUGAAGGAUGUGCGGUGGUUUGUUAUGGGAGAUGAUGAUACAGUGUUCAUUGUCGAAAAUGUGGUGAGAAUACUUUCCAAAUAUGAUCACAGGCAAUUCUAUUAUGUCGGUAGCUCAUCGGAAAGUCAUCUUCAGAAUAUAUAUUUUUCUUAUGCUAUGGCCUAUGGAGGUGGUGGAUUCGCAAUAAGCUACCCUUUGGCGCAGCAAUUGGCUAAGAUGCAAGACAAGUGCAUUCAAAGAUAUCCUGGAUUGUAUGGCAGUGAUGAUAGAAUCCAGGCCUGUAUGUCUGAGCUUGGUGUGCCACUCACCAAGGAACCUGGAUUUCAUCAGUAUGAUGUUUAUGGAGACCUCUUAGGCCUUCUUGGAGCUCAUCCUGUGACGCCAUUGGCAUCCCUUCAUCACCUAGAUGUAGUCCAACCAGUAUUCCCACGAAUGACCAGAGUUAAGGCCCUCCAACAUCUAUUCCAAUCAGUCAGGCUUGACUCGGGCAGCAUAAUGCAGCAAUCCAUCUGCUACGACAAGAAAAGAUACUGGUCAAUCUCAGUUUCAUGGGGCUUUGUUGUUCAGAUCUGGAGGGGAGUGAUUUCUCCCCGAGAACUUGAGACGCCCACUAGAACCUUUCUUAAUUGGUACCGAAAGGCUGAUUACACCGCAUAUGCAUUCAACACAAGGCCUGUGACUAAGCAUCCAUGUCUGAAGCCUUUUAUUUUUUACAUGAGCGCCACUAAAUACGAUAGAGCAAAGAAGCAUAUAGUCAGUGUUUACAAUCGCCACAAAUCUCGAGCUCCUUACUGCCGGUGGAGGAUGGCUUCCCCAGAAAAAAUCAACUCAGUCGUAGUAUUGAAGAGGCCGGAUAUUCUUCGGUGGCAGCGGUCGCCCAGAAGAGAUUGCUCCAGAGUCCUGCCAUCAAACAGGUCCUCAACUCUGUACUUGUGGGUAGGCGAUUGCCGAGAGGGUGAGAUUAGUGAAUUGUAGCAGCAAUAAGGAACCUGAAGUGCUUUUCCUAUGAUGUUAUCUUCUUUCCCAAGAAAAGAUUGCUUCCAAUGCAGACAGGAAUAGGAAAAAAAAAAAAAGAAAAAGAAUCAAAUUCAAGGGUGUCAAAUGGAAAUAGACUCAGAAGAUCAAUUUUAUUGGCUUUUGCAAAACAAGAAAGCUCACACUGCAGAUUUUCAAUCUAUAUCACUGAUCAAGGACUUGCCUACGACUUCUCAUUCCUUGAUUUAUCUCAUCUAUGUAAAUUUGAUACAAGCUCAACAGCAAUCAUAGUUUUCUUUACAGAUUGUACCCUGUUACUCCUGAUAGAGAAGAACUAUCUAGUUUUACAUUUACAUGGAACAAACAAAUCCUGCUUUCUUCUCCAAUCAAACUAUUGAAGUUCACUUU
Molecule: messenger RNA, 2498 nt
Organism: Ricinus communis (castor bean)
Lineage: Eukaryota; Viridiplantae; Streptophyta; Magnoliopsida; Malpighiales; Euphorbiaceae
Exons: 3
Coding region: 594-2090 (498 amino acids)
Molecular function (GO): acetylglucosaminyltransferase activity
Source: RefSeq, a predicted model, not a curated record